CUCUGGGGCAGCGAGGGGGCCGAGCCUGGCGGGAGAGGCCGCGGGACAGGCCGCCCCGCCCCCGCAGCGCGCUUUAAGAGCCCCGGCGGCGCCCAGAACCGCGGACGGGCGAGACGUGAAAAGAUCAAGAGGUGACAGUCAAGAUUGGACGAGGAAGAGGACAAACACAGCGUUGCUUAAAAGUUGGUGAGAAGCAGUUGCAUCACUUGCCUCCUGACAGCCUUUUACAACAAGACUGCUUUAUCUUGUGUGCCCGUCUUCUGCCAGAUCUGCAUGAGUGAGAAGCACUGAAGGAGUGAACUGAAUCCGUGCAGCCAUACUGUUUGAGAAAGACAGAAGACAGUUUGAACCAUGGCAAGCCAGGCGUUUUCCCCAGAGGCUGCUUUCCCUCAUGGGAGGCGGAGGGAGAAAUGGGACCCCAGGCUUCUUUCAAGGGCAAGGACUUGAUGGCGAAAAAAAGAGAAUGUCUCCAGGCAUACAGCUGGUGGAGGACACCACAGAAGAAACGGAAGAAAAAGAACAAAAUAAAACCAGGAAGAAUAGAGUUUGUCCCUAGUAGUACUAAUACGACCAGACCAGAUUAUUCAAUAUUUGUUGGGGAGCUUACUCCAGAAGUGGAUGAUUUCCAGCUUUAUGACUAUUUCCUAAAGAGGUACCCCUCAUGUAUUGACUGCAAAAUAGCAACAGACCUGCUGGGAUAUUCCAGAGGGUAUGCCUUUGUCAGAUUUGGUGAGCAAGGUGAUCAGAUGAGGGCACUGCAAGACUGCCAGAAUGCACCAGGUCUGGGGGGAAAACGAAUCCGGCUGAGCAUAGGAAUUUCUAAAAGACUGAAAGCAGAAUUCCAGCGGUACCAGUCAUACAACUAUAACGAUUAUUACCAAGAUUAUCAGAACUACUACUCACAGUGGAAUUAUGAUCCUUAUGCUGACUACAACUACAGCUCCUAUACUCCCUAUGAUAGCAUGCAAGCUGUCGGAGAAUGCUCUUUAGGAGAUGCUGUUAUGGCUCCAGCUGUGUUUGAGGAAGCUUCAGCUAUGACUGAAAUCAACGAUGACCUAAUAACUGAAGAUCCACAGCUGUACUUGGAUGUUGAUGAAAUGAACAGACAAUUCAUGGAGACAAGUGAAGAACUCUAUGAUGCCCUCAUGAAUUGUCACUGGCAACCUCUGGAUACGGUCACUUCUGACAUCCCCUCUGCUAUUUAAGUGUCUUAUAUAGCAUGACCGUUAUGACCAAGGUGCUAAAACUACAUUUCUUCUACAUUACUCUAGAUCAUAAGUUUUAAAGCACAACGAUAGAUUGGUGUUUUUUUUGCUAUGCUUUUGACAGUUUCUGUAAUCUUUUUUUUUUGUUUGUUUGUUCAUCACUUGGAGCAUCUUGAAAUCAUGUAAAUAUUCUAGAAAUGUAAAGAGUUCAAUGGGGUCUAAAGAUAGACUUGCCUGUGUAAAUAAAAUUUUGUUUCUGCAAACCUGCCAGCAAGGGAUUUUACUUACAUGUGUGAAACACAUUCUCUUCUGGCUUGUUGAAUUUAGCUGGAGGCAUAGGGGUAUUUCACCUGUCUUUGGUAUGGGCAGCAGGACUAGCAAGAACUAGCUCUCACAUACUUCCAAGUUACCUAGGCAAUCUUUUACAAGCUCUUAACACACUUUACAGUUUUAACAUACAGAAGGGCAAACUUUCAGCUGCCAUAGCUGCAAACAUUCCAAAGACUAAGGAUGAUACCUACUGAUAAUUCUAUUUCUGCCAUUCUUGUUAGUCUUAACUGAUGCUGUACAGCAAAGAAACUGGUGUAACAUAAUAUGUGUUCUUAAACCUGAAAAUCCUUGGAGAAGACUUUGGUUUAAAGGUGGAAGAAUAACCCAUCAGGAAUUAUAGUAUCUUAGCUAGUAACAACUCUUCAACUAAGUUGCAUCCUAUCCUAAGUAUCUGUUACUUGUUCAGUCUUCAUGCUCGGAGGUUUCAUAGUGAUGAGGUUAUAAAUCUUAGUAGGAUGACAGUGUCCAGUAUUCAAAGGAGAUUAGGGGAGAUGGCAAUGAAGAAUGUUCUGCUUUAAGACAGCAACUUCUGAGUGGCUUCCUCUAAACUUAUUAUCUGGAAGGGUAUAAAGUGUUUUCCAGCCAUAGGGAAAACUUAAGCUCCUGUGUAUGCAAAAGUAUUUACUGCUUAAUGUAUGCAAUAAAAUAAAUUUAGGCUGAAAACAGAAGAGUACUCUUCGAAGAGAAAAAGGUAGAAAUCAUCAGAUAGCUAAUAGCCAUGAAAGCUACUAAAGCUAGUCAAGUAGGUAAUGAUACCUCCUUUAGGGUACUGCCAUGUGUGUCUUGGGAGCAGUCUAAACCAGAAGUGCUAGAAUGGCAGAUAGGAAUGAAGUCCUCUGGCUUUUUUUUUUUUAAAUGACUUAAUUACAUUAAAGUGGUCACAACCUCUAUGCUGUUUUUAAAUGUGAAACUAAUUCUGCAUUGCAGAGUGAUGACUUGGCACAGGAAGUCCCUUCUAGCUGCUCACCAGAAUCUCCAUAUUUUCUCUUCGCAGUUUAAUUUCAGCUAAAUUUCUUUUUCAAAGUUCUGUCCAUGAAAUGCAAAUGCUCUAAACUAGAAAAGGGUUUUAGAGUGCUAUAGGAAGUUCAUUCUUCCUGGAUUUUGUCCAGAUGUGUAUGUAGAGAGAAAACAAAAAAAAUCAUUUAUACAGGGAGUGUACUAUCACAGUUUUAGCAACUGUUUCCCUGGUUUGAAGAGAACUAGUUAUGUUGUGGCUGUAAAGUGGGCUUUCUUAGGUGAAGGCUUCCCUUGUGUGAACUGGUCAGUUCUUGGGGGAUGAUAGUAGGGAGAUUAUUGAUGGGAAUGUGACAGAAAGUGGAAUAAAUGAAGCAAAGAGAAUCUGGAUGGGAAAGGGAGUACUUAUUUGUGUGCAUAUGUAGAAUUGUUUCAGGGGACUGCAGAAGCAGGGGGGGCCUUAAGAUAGUAGAUGCAGGCCCCUUGAAUUUGGAUACGAGCGUUAAAGCUUCACAACUACGCUGGAUUUGAUGCCACUUCAGUUGUAGUGCAUAGCUGUGGUACUUGAGCUUGGUACUAAAAAGAUGUUGCAAAGCAAAGGAUUUCUUAUCUAGCAAGCACUAUCAUCACAAGCAACAAGACAGCUUCCAGGGCUGUGCCUGGGUUAUAUCCUGCUUUGAAGUGCAUAUCCUGCUUUGCAUAGCAUUACAUAACACCAUACUGAAGUUGCAGCAAGUAAUUUGUGGAAACUUUUUGUUGUGUUUCCAGUUAAAAAUGUGAUGCUAAAGAUGUAUGUUGGCUUGGCAGAACUACUAUGGAGUGUAUCUGCUGAUUUUUAGUAUUUGGGAGGUUGACCUGUGUGUGAACUAUGUAAUGAGGGGCCCAUGUAGUGGUGUGAUUUCAUGUAGCAGCAUAUAAACCUCAAAGUCAGUCUGCAGCCACCACAUUUAUGCAGAUUUUACAUGUUAACAAGGUCUUUAUGCUUUGCAUUAGAGACAGUUUUCAGAUGUGCAUGCACCUUCUGUUCUGGCAUGUAAAGUAUCCAUAUAGGGAAAAUACUGUUAUGAAAUGUACUGAAAGAGGUUGUUUGGGCCAUUAGUUCUGCACACUUGAGAAAUGUUGGGGAACAUAUUUUCUUCCAGUCAACAUACAAGAAGAGAAAGGGAGUCUGCUGGUUGCAGCCCAUGUAAUACCUGUUCUAAAGUAGCUCUCUGACUUUGUUUUCUGUCUCCCAAGCUUUACUAGCCUAUCCUGCUUUCCAGUUAGGAGUGCAUAUACGGGAUCAAGCAUGUGUAGAGCACGUUCUUUACUGUAAAGGCAUACUGAAAAAACUUUUUCUGCAUGGGUGUAAGCCCAAAUUCAGGAAAAAGUGAGCACAUUGGAACUGUUGGAGUGCAUUGCUGAGACUUUUAAGUGAGGAAACUUACAGCUCUGGUACUGCCUGCAUUAGCUAGCUUACAUGAAGACCUGAAUGUGUACAUAAUACAGAUGCCUGAUAUCAGUUCUACAAAGAUCUGAUUGCAGUAGAAACAUUUUAAAAAAAAUAUUGGAAGCAGUGUUUUCAACACCACACUAUUUCACUUUGUCCAGUUGUGUUUUGUCUGUUUUACCUAGCUGAAAUGUUGUGGUUUUUUUUUUUUUUUUAAAAAAAGUCUGAUGAAGGUUUUUUUUUUUGGAAGGAUAUUUAGUGUUGGUUUUAUAAACUCUUUAUUGUACCUAGCUGUGAUAGAUAGUGCCUUUACCUAAAACCUGCUAAUUUCUUGAAGAAGAGUAAUGUUUUUGUUUUCUAUCACUUCUCUGAACAGAAAAGCUUUAGUACCAUGGUUUGAGGGGCUAUUGAUCCUGCAGCCAGUGAACAGGGAGAAAAACAGGCUAAAAGAAACGCGAAGAUUAUUUAAAAGGCUACAAAAAGGUUAAAUGGUACUUAAGCCGUGAAUGUUUCUUUUUGCAGGGAUGCUCUUGGACCAACAGCUUCUUUCUAGCGCUACCUCAAAUUAACUUGCAGAUAUAACUCACAGGGAAGAUUGAUCAUAAGGUGAUGAUCACUAUCAUUCUGCUGGAGAUAUAUAUAUAUUUGCCUUUUGUUUUGUCUCAUUUUUAAUGACAUUUAUUUAAUUUCAGUGACUCAUGUCAGUAGACUUUGACUACAUCGACAAGUAUUUCUGAGUCAUGAGUUUCAUUAAAGGCAUGUCACCAUA
This is a messenger RNA of Chiroxiphia lanceolata (lance-tailed manakin), 4687 nucleotides long. Its product is annotated as tRNA selenocysteine 1-associated protein 1-like. Gene Ontology annotation, molecular function: RNA binding. Bases 411 to 1205 code for a protein of 264 amino acids. The record is from RefSeq and is a predicted model, not a curated record. Lineage: Eukaryota; Metazoa; Chordata; Aves; Passeriformes; Pipridae. The transcript has 10 exons.